Molecule: messenger RNA, 1331 nt
Organism: Aspergillus neoniger CBS 115656
Lineage: Eukaryota; Fungi; Ascomycota; Eurotiomycetes; Eurotiales; Aspergillaceae
Product: TDT family transporter
Exons: 5
Coding region: 144-1331 (395 amino acids)
Biological process (GO): sulfite transmembrane transport; transmembrane transport
Cellular component (GO): plasma membrane
Molecular function (GO): sulfite transmembrane transporter activity
Source: RefSeq, a predicted model, not a curated record
GAGAAAUUUUUUUUUUCUGUAAUCCUUGAAUCUACAAAUAGCAAUUUCAACACUGCCAGUACAAAUCACAGCAGCUGUGUAGUCCAACCCAGCCGCAGCCUGAGGAGCUCAAGGCAAUAUCCAAGACUCGGGCCAACAACAUAAUGACCGGACAAAAUACUAAUAACCCGUGCGAAGUCACCAAGCAUGAUACGGGUUGGCGAAGAGUAGUUCGUCAUUUCACGCCGUCUUGGUUUUCGGUUACCAUGGGCACGGGCAUCGUGUCUAUUCUACUCAACACCCUCCCUUACAAUGGCCAGUGGCUAUACUGGAUUUCAGUCGUCUCAUUUGCCUUCAAUGUCCUUCUUUUCACCAUAGGGUGUAUCAUCACCUUCCUUCGCUAUACCCUAUAUCCGGAGAUCUUCUUCGCCAUGAUCAAGCAUCCAGUCCAGUCCAUGUUCAUAGGAACGUUCCCUAUGGGAUUCGCGACUAUCAUCAAUAUGUUCUGCUUUGUCUGUGUUCCAGCCUGGGGUGACUGGACGCGGAACUUUGCCUGGGGUUUAUGGAUCUUUGAUGCGAUCUUUUCGGUCAUCACUGCUCUCUCCCUACCCUUCUUACUAAUGGCCCAUGGAACCGAAAUGCAACUCUCGUCCAUGACAGCCGUAUGGCUCCUCCCUAUCGUCAGCUGCAUUGUCGCAGCUUCAUCAGGGGCCAUCGUAGCGGAUGUGCUCCCCAAUCCACAGCACGCUCUCUGGACCGUGCUCGUGAGCUACGUCCUCUGGGGCAUCGGAUUACCCCUGGCGCUGAUGGUGAUGGUGAUUUACCUACAGCGACUGACCCUGCACAAAUUACCUCCUAAAGCGGUGAUCGUGAGCGUGUUCCUCCCCCUGGGACCCCUUGGUCAGGGCGGCUUCGGAAUAAUGAAACUGGGCCAAGCGGCGCAGGAAAUCUUUCCGAAGACACGGACCCUCGAAGCAGCAUCCGGUCCGAUCUUCUAUACCCUGGGGUUCAUGGUCGCUCUGAUUCUCUGGUCCUUUGGCCUGGUCUGGCUAUUCUUUGCCUUGGCAUCUAUUGCGAGGAGUAAGAGCUUCCCGUUCAAUAUUGGAUGGUGGGGUUUCACUUUCCCCUUGGGAGUGUACGCCACGAGCACGUGCCAGAUGGGCAAGGAGCUGCCGUCGGAGUUCUUCCGGGUGUUAGGAACGAUUCUCUCACUUUGCGUGGUGGUCUUAUGGAUUGUGGUGAGUAUUGGGACAUUGCGGGGAGUGGUGUCAGGCCGGUUGUUCUUUGCGCCGUGUUUGGGGGAUUUAAAGGCACGGGAAGACGAGAAUAGAGAUGGCACAAAGGCAGCUUGA